This is a messenger RNA of Drosophila subobscura, 1061 nucleotides long. It is a transcript of the gene Surf1, whose product is annotated as SURF1-like protein. The record is from RefSeq and is a predicted model, not a curated record. Gene Ontology annotation, biological process: mitochondrial respiratory chain complex IV assembly. Gene Ontology annotation, cellular component: mitochondrion; membrane. The transcript is spliced from 4 exons. The coding region runs from base 58 to 951 and encodes 297 amino acids. NCBI's taxonomy places the organism in Eukaryota, Metazoa, Arthropoda, Insecta, Diptera, Drosophilidae.
AGUUGCGUUUGCUGGAAUUUGUUGUAAAUAAAUUUAAAUUAAAAUAAAUAGCAAAAUAUGCUGCGUUUAAGUACACAAAUGUGCCGGCAAGGUGUCUGGGCAUUGUCGCGGCUGCCCAGCAGCAGAAAUGCACUACAAACGGUCACCAGAAAGAUGACACAACAGCGGGCGCCGGCAGACUGGACCACAAGCAUUCGCACAGAGCCCAAGGAAAAGGACAAGAUUACAGCUCUUGGCUGGUUUCUGCUGCUCAUACCCGCCACCACAUUUGGCCUGGGCUGCUGGCAGGUGAAGCGCAAGAUCUGGAAGGAGCAGCUAAUAAAGGAUCUGCACGAGCAGCUGAACAUGGCAGCAGUAGAACUGCCCGAAAAUCUCGCUGACUUGUCACACAUGGAAUAUCGCCUGGUGAAGGUGCGCGGACGCUUCCUGCACGACAAGGAGAUGCGCAUGGGGCCGCGUUCGCUCAUACGUCCCGAUGGUGGGGAGACACAGGGCGGUCUAUUCUCCCAGCGUGAUGCUGGCAAUGGUUACUUGAUUGUGACACCCUUUCAGCUGUCGAACAGGGAUGACAUUGUGCUGAUAAAUCGCGGUUGGGUGUCCCGCAAGCAUGUGGAUCCGGAAACGCGCGCCCUCGCCCAACCCCGAACGGAGGUGGAGCUCACGGCUGUGGUGCGUCAGGGUGAGGCGCGUCCACAGUUCACGCCCGACCACAAGAGCGCCAAUAUGUAUCUGUAUCGGGAUCUGCCACGCAUGUGCGGGUCCAGCGGCGCGGCACACGUCUUCCUGGAUGCCGUCUACGAUCCGCAGGCGAUGAGUGGCGGACCCAUUGGUGGCCAGACGCGUGUGACACUGCGCAACGAUCACAUGUCGUAUUUGGUGACAUGGUUCAGCCUGUCGGCAGCCACCUCCUUCCUGUGGUACCGCCAGAUUGUCAAGCGUUUGGCCUUCUAAGAGGGAAGGAAGGAACGAGCCUUUUGUUGUUAUUAUUUGUAUAAAAUUUACAUGCUCUCGUGUAAAUGCUUUGCCUUUUUAAUGAGCCAUAUACAGCUAAUGUGCUUAUG